This is a messenger RNA of Macrosiphum euphorbiae (potato aphid), 1080 nucleotides long. NCBI's taxonomy places the organism in Eukaryota, Metazoa, Arthropoda, Insecta, Hemiptera, Aphididae. The record is from the annotation of a GenBank genome assembly.
AUGGAAGCCAAAAUUUACAUUAACGAUUCUGGUAAUGCAGAUUUAUUAUCUAAUAAAAAAGAAGAACCAUCGAGAAAACUUCUAUGGGUUGAUAUCGGUCAUUUUUCUGAAUUAUGGCAAUUUUUAAUUUGUUCAUUUGUGGUGUUCAUUUUUUUUAUUCCGUAUGGAUACCUACAAGAAGCAAUAUUUGCAAUUAAAGGUUUUAAGCCAUUUGGAUGGUACUUGACUUUGGUGCAGUUUCUUAAUUAUUCAAUAUUUGGAUUAAUAGAAAGUCAAUUCAAUCGUACACAACGAAGGAUACCACUGGUCUUGUAUCUUUUAUUGGGACUGAUAUUAUUAGGUUCAAUGGGGUUUUCAAAUGCCUCACUUGGUUACUUAAAUUACCCGACACAAGUUAUAUUUAAGUGUUGUAAACUGAUACCAGUUAUGAUUGGUGGAAUAUUAGUACAGCAAAAAGUAUAUAAAGUUAUUGAUAUAGUAGCAGCAUCAUGUAUGUGUGCAGGAUUGAUAUUAUUUACUUUAGCUGACAAUAAAGUUUCACCAGAUUUCAAUCUUAUAGGUAUAAUUUUGAUAAGUUCUGCGUUAUUUUGUGAUGCACUUAUAGGUAAUUUUCAAGAAAAAAUGAUGAAAAAACAUAAUGCAUCCAAUGCAGAAAUUGUUUUAUAUUCCUAUUUAAUAGGAUUUGUAUAUUUGUUCUUUAUAUUGUUGGUGAGUGGACAGCUAAGAGAUGGGACAGAAUUCUGCAUUCAGAAUCCAGUGACUUAUAUAUACAUAUUUUUCUUUUCACUCUCUGGAUUUUUUGGAGUUCAAGCUGUACUUGCUUUAAUUAGAACUUGUGGGGCUUUAGUUGCUGUGACUGUGACUACGUGUCGGAAAGCUGUAACAAUAGUGAUAUCAUUUUUAUUGUUUUCAAAGCCAUUUACUUUUCAAUAUGUUUGGGCUGGAUCACUUAUUGUGUUAGGAAUUUAUUUAAAUGUUUUAGGAAAAACAAAUCAUUUUAACUUAAAAAUGUUUUUUAUGAACUCGAGUAAAAUAUUUGGAAAUAUAAGAAAACGAAGAAAAUCGCCAAUGAUAGUUUGA